This is a messenger RNA of Funneliformis mosseae, 1116 nucleotides long. Lineage: Eukaryota; Fungi; Glomeromycota; Glomeromycetes; Glomerales; Glomeraceae. The record is from the annotation of a GenBank genome assembly.
AUGUAUAUGGACAAAAAAUCCAUCGGUCUAUCCUUCACUACGUAUGGAAUAACAAGUAUUUACCCUCUAUCUGGAAGAAUCAGAGAAGCUUUACCUGAAUUAUUUGAUGUAGUCUUGGAUGAAAGGGAUGAACAAAAUCUGGCUGAAAUGGAAGAACAAAAAGCUGGUGAAGAAGCAAACAUAGUCAUUAUUUCUUUAGUUCGUAGUUUCUCCCUUGGAUUCUUAAAAAGCACGAAUCGAAUUAAUGUAUUAUUGUCACGUGCACGGGAAGGCAUGUAUCUUAUUGUUAAUACUGAAUUAAUGGAAACAAGAUCCAACGAUAUGUGGGCUUCAAUAAUUAAUAUACUACGAAAGCGAAAUCUUCCACAAAUUGGUUUUGGUAUGCCAAUUGAAUGUAAUAAGCAUCCUGAAUGCAAGAAUGUAAUUGUCGAACCCGAACAAUUUGAAUUGAUCAAUGAUCCUCAACAUCUUGGAACCAAAUGUCUUAAACCCUGCCCGAGAUCACAUCCAGUAUGUUAUCAUCCAUGUCCAAAGAUUUGUUAUGAAGAUUGCGGACAAUGUAAUUUUCCCAUUGGUGAUAUUAUUUUACCUGGUUGUGGUCACGUGAUUAAGAAUGCAACAUGUUGGCAAAAUCAAAAGAUGUUCUCAGAUUUGAAAUGUGGACAUGAUUGUUCUGGAGUUUGUGACGAAAUAUGCCCAUCAAAAGAUUUUUGCAUUAUUUGUGCCCCAGAACAUGUUAAAAGACAAGAAUCGGAUGCAAUUAAGAAGAUUUUAUUUAGUAAGGUGAAUUGGAAGAAGAAAAGAAUGAUUGUUCUUUCUUGUGGACAUGUAUUUACUAAGGAAACUAUGGAUAUGCACAUGGGUAUGGAAGUUUAUCAUGAAAGCGAAGGCAUAUUCGAGAGAAAAUGGACAUCAAUUAAAAUCCUUCCGGCAUUAACAACAAAUGAUAAUAUGAAAGAUAAGAAGAAAUUAUUAUAUGGUUUAAGUCAUUUACCUGCUGAUGAUUCAAGAUUAAACGAAAUUACGUAUGAAGAGCCUAGCAAUAUACUGUAUACGAGAUUAUAUCUUAUAAAUAUUAUGAAAAGGUUGGAAAAUAUCAUGGAUUUGAUAAAUUCA